GAACCACAUCGUCACCUUGGCUGCGUCGUUGCUGUUUUCCCCGCUGUCGUCUCGAUUCCGGUGUCCGUCCCUUCAUUUCAUCCAUCCUCAAUUGCAACCAUGCCUCCGAAGGGCGUCUCGACCCGUCUCAACCCCGUCCGGCUGCAGACCAUCCCUCACCUGCGAGUCCGUCGUCCAAACAACAAUGAGCCGAACACCUGUGUCGCGGUCAUGUCGUCCAUGCUGAGCUGCUGGGCUUCUCAAGGAUACACCGCAGAGGGAUGCGUGGUCCUCGAGCAACAAUUGAGACAGUGCAUGGAUGCUCCUAAACCCAAGAGCGAAAAGAGAAACGCCAUCAACUACCACCUGAUGAGAAUGUAUCCCAAGGUCGUCGGUCCCAAGAAGAAGGACGGUGUUUUGGGUUAAUUUGUUUAUUUUUAUUCCGUCUCCCGGGGGGAAGAAUCACCUAUCUGCGGUUUAUUAUGCUUUCGGAGCGUUCGCACACGCGCAUACGAUAUACCUACCUAUGUUCUUUGCCUGGUGGAAGAUGGUGAGGGAGAAGAAAAUACUAUCUAUUUGGAGUUUUGGGCUUGUAUGUACCGUACCGUGCGAUAAAGGAUUGCGUGUUUCGAUUUUAUGUUGAGAUGGUGGGAUG
Molecule: messenger RNA, 634 nt
Organism: Aspergillus sclerotioniger CBS 115572
Lineage: Eukaryota; Fungi; Ascomycota; Eurotiomycetes; Eurotiales; Aspergillaceae
Product: mitochondrial 37S ribosomal protein mS37
Exons: 3
Coding region: 100-405 (101 amino acids)
Biological process (GO): mitochondrial translation
Cellular component (GO): mitochondrial small ribosomal subunit
Molecular function (GO): structural constituent of ribosome
Source: RefSeq, a predicted model, not a curated record